AAGAACAUCACUAACUUAUAUAUUUAAUUAAUAUUUCUCACUGGAACAUAACAUUUAAAGUUAUUUUCCAAAAAUAAAUAUGAGAGUUAUUCUAAGUAGAAAAAUUGUAAGAGAUUUGUGCAAUUUUCCAUUAAUGAAACGGCAAACAUAUGACUACUAUUAACUUAUAUAAAAUCAUGCAUUAAUUACAAGGAACUCUUAACCUCAUAUAUAUAAUACGACUUAUAUUGGACAAAACAUUAUUUUAUUCUUCAUAUAUACAAGAGAAGACACAAUCAAUAUCUACAUCAACAAAGAAAUCAUCUCCCUAAUGGAAAAAAUUGUUAGGUUUUGUUUCACUCUCCUUCUCCUUACACUUCUCACCAAAGGUAUUUGGAGUUGUGGUUUGAACAAUAUAACAAUUGGAACAAUAAGGAGUGGUGUAGUAAUAAAGGGAAUGCCAGAAUGGAAUGUGGUUGUUGUGAACAAUUGUGAUUGCCCCAUGCAAAAUUUGGUAUUGUCUUGCAAUGAUUUUCAGACAACAGAGCCAGUGGAUCCAACUCUUUUCAAGCCUUUGGGAAACAAUCAAUGCAGUGUCAACAAUGGCAAUGCCAUAAAAGGAAAGGAUACUGUCAAGUUUUCUUAUGCUUGGGAUCCUCCUUUUUUUCUUAGGCCAACUUCUGUUAAUGCUUCAUGUUGAACAAACUAUUAUUUACUAUAUAUGAUGUCGAGUGGGCGUUCAAGCCACCUGACUAUAAGCAGAGGAGGUUUGACUAGUAUCAUACUAUUAUUAUAAUUUGAAUUUUAAUGAGAGGGUUCUAAUAGGUUCUUCUUUCACUUGUAAAUGCUCUUAACCUUAAAUGUUUGGUUUAAAACGA
Molecule: messenger RNA, 857 nt
Organism: Solanum pennellii
Lineage: Eukaryota; Viridiplantae; Streptophyta; Magnoliopsida; Solanales; Solanaceae
Product: TPD1 protein homolog 1B-like
Exons: 2
Coding region: 311-679 (122 amino acids)
Biological process (GO): cell fate determination
Source: RefSeq, a predicted model, not a curated record